AUGCGUUUCAGUCCCUUGUACCUUGCUUUCUUUGCUGGUUCGGUGCUUUGCCAGGAUGCCGAGCACACAUGGCAGGCUCCUAGAGGCAACGACCGCCGAGCCCCUUGCCCUCUCUUGAAUAGUCUCGCCAACCACGGCUACCUCCCCCGAAACGGCCAAAACAUCUCCGUCGAUGCCCUCAUCGAAGGCAUGCACGCCGGCCUCAACCUCCGCGAAGAUGCUAAACUCUUCUUCCGCCUGCAAGGCAACAAGGCCCUAGAGGCCUCAUCGACGGGAAACAAGGACACAUUCAAUCUUAACGACCUCAACAAGCACGAUCUCAUUGAACAUGAUGCUUCCCUCAGCCGGGCAGAUAUCUACUUUGGAGACAACUGGUCCUUCAACCAGACCAUCUUUGACGAAACCAAGUCCUACUGGCCUUCGGCUACAAUUUCAAUCAGCGAUGCUGCUAAGGCACUCGUCGCAAGGCAGAAUAGUGCUGAAAAGGCUAACCCUGAAUUCAACUUGCCUUUUGACGGUUACACCAACUCGCUGGGUCAGACGGCGAUGUACCUUGGUUUAUUUGGAGAUUAUGAUGACGGUAACGCGAACCGGUCUUGGGUUGAAUACUUCUUUGAAAACGAAAGAUUACCUUUUGAGCUUGGUUGGCAGAGGCGAUCAGACGAUGACAAGAUCCCGGCCACAGGGAUCCUGGCCUUGACAACCAAAGUUGCUGUCCACUACCUGGGAGCAAAGAUAGGGUUCUAA
Colletotrichum spaethianum is the source of this 747-nucleotide messenger RNA. RefSeq names its product putative sterigmatocystin biosynthesis protein stcT. The record is from RefSeq and is a predicted model, not a curated record. The coding region runs from base 1 to 747 and encodes 248 amino acids. The transcript has 3 exons. Gene Ontology annotation, molecular function: peroxidase activity. NCBI's taxonomy places the organism in Eukaryota, Fungi, Ascomycota, Sordariomycetes, Glomerellales, Glomerellaceae.